Asparagus officinalis (garden asparagus) is the source of this 889-nucleotide messenger RNA. RefSeq lists its product as uncharacterized. NCBI's taxonomy places the organism in Eukaryota, Viridiplantae, Streptophyta, Magnoliopsida, Asparagales, Asparagaceae. The record is from RefSeq and is a predicted model, not a curated record. The transcript has a single exon. Bases 30 to 758 code for a protein of 242 amino acids.
UCCUCGGCUCGUGACCGCCUCCGAUCUGCAUGCCGUUCAAAGGCCCCGCGGAAUUCAUCAAGCGGGUGUCCGUCGAUCCCACCGCUCGAUCCCACUGCUUCUUCCACCUCUCACCCGACACCGUCAAGAAACUCAAGGCCGAGGCCAACGAAGAGAUCGCCGCCGCCGGCGCCGAUGAUGCCAAGAUCUCGUCCCUGCAAGCGGUGUCAGCGCACUUGUGGAGGUCAAUCACACGCGCGAGAAAACCCCACCCGCAAACACCAGCCGUACACGUAAUACUGGUGGGAUACCGCUCAAAUAAGCUGCUGAGCCUCCAUCCGGUGCCCCGGUCUUACACAGGCAACGCGUGCGGCGCGGCCGGGCGAUUCACCACGGCCGAAGAGCUAACAAACAAAGGACUAGGGGCCGCAGCGUUGCUACUGAACAAACAGAUAGCGGCUUUUUCUGAGGAGGAGGUGUACAAGGAGGUUGAGAAUUGGGGAGAGAAUCCGAAGAUUUGUUACUUGGAUUAUGAUAACGGGAUGAUGAUGUACACUGGAGGGUCGCCGAGGUUUGAUGUGUUUGGGUGUGAUUUUGGAUGGGGACGUCCGGUGGCGAUGAGGACCGGGAGGUGGAACGUGGCGGAGGGGACCGUGGGGGUUUAUCGAGGGGCGGAGGAGGGGAGUUUGGAGGUGGACGUGCAUUUGGCGAAGGAGACCAUGAGCGCUUUGUUGAAGGACGAGGAGUUUGUGAAGACCGUGUGUUUGAGUCCACAUUAGUUUUCCGUAGCUUUGAGGUGACCCCGUUGCUUUAGGGGGAGAUUGAGGUUUUAGUAUUAUACGCUUGUUGUUAAAUGUUGUACGUAUGCAUGCUUGGAUUCAUCUAAAUAAUGCAUCUUCUCGUAUGCAGU